Rotaria sordida is the source of this 692-nucleotide messenger RNA. Lineage: Eukaryota; Metazoa; Rotifera; Eurotatoria; Philodinida; Philodinidae. The record is from the annotation of a GenBank genome assembly.
UAAAUCCAUUAGCAUCAUGGAGGACAUCAGUACGUCAACGUUGUUAUGAUGCAGGAGUAGCUGCACUAUUUCUAUCUAAUGAUACAAGUUCUCGUGUAUCUGCAAAUGCAUUUCUAACACAAGUUUGUAUUCCAAAUCAAUUUUUAAUAGUCGAUGAUCCCAAUGAAGCAUUUAAUUGUCUUAUAAAUGCUAGUAGACAACCUGAUUUAAUUUGUUUAUCUAGACGUCGAGGACAAAAUUGUAAAUGCGAUUAUACAAAGAGAACAAAAGCAGUUUUGGCUAUGACUGUUUUAUCAGCAUUGUCACUUGGAAUUUUAAUGUUUUUAUCACAUUUAGUAGCCUUUGUCAAGAUAGAUUAUAUAUUACGAUGGCUAAUUCCACUUUGUUUUGUUCUUUUACUAUUUUCAAUACUAUGUAUUGUUGUAGCAAUAAGUACUGCAGGUGGAAAGUUAGAUGAAGAUUUAUAUCAUCUUCGUUCUCGUUGGGCUGCUAUUGAAGAAUUUUCUGCAGAUGGACCAAUUAAUGAAAAUUGGGAAGCAAGAUUUAUCAAUUUAACGCAUGCAGAAUACCAUGUAAAAGUCGGAUGGUGUUUCGGAAUGGAAAUUCUCGCACUCUACUUUUCUCUUGUUUCAUUAGUUAUUUAUGCACUUAUGUUCUUUGCUAAAUCACGACCUGAUCCAAGAGAAAAAUAA